Messenger RNA from Humulus lupulus (European hop), 2766 nucleotides. RefSeq names its product ABC transporter G family member 10. Gene Ontology annotation, cellular component: membrane. The transcript has a single exon. NCBI's taxonomy places the organism in Eukaryota, Viridiplantae, Streptophyta, Magnoliopsida, Rosales, Cannabaceae. Gene Ontology annotation, molecular function: ABC-type transporter activity; ATP hydrolysis activity; ATP binding. The record is from RefSeq and is a predicted model, not a curated record. Bases 858 to 2693 code for a protein of 611 amino acids.
UUGGGGGCUCAAUUGCAAAACUUGCUAAAUUUUGGGGUAUAGUAUGUUUAGCAUAAAAAAUUUGUUUUUGUAACAAAAUAUCUUUUCACCGUUUUUUUUUAUUUAAGGUUUUUUUUUUUUUUUUUUACAGAGACCAUAUUUUUGUAAUAAAAUAAUCAAAAAUUGUAUUUUUAAAAACUCAAUACCACAUUUAAAAAAAUAUUAUAAGCUGUAAAAAAAAACAUAAAUAUUAAUCAUUACUGAAAGGAAAAACUAAAAAUAUACAUAUAGAACAUGAUCAAACCACUUUUUCAAUUUAACUGUUCAAUACGUUGGCCCAAAAAAAACAUAAAUAAAAAUUUGCCCUAUUCGAAAAAAACAUAAAAUCUAGUAUUAAAAAAGCAAACAGCUGUUUUCUAGGAACAUACAAUCAUUGUGGCCAAAAGAAAUUUUCGAAGUAUGAGAAGUAAUUGUUUUGCUCAACAUUAUUCUUACCAAAUUGUUGAGUUGUGUGAAACAAAAGUAGUGGGGGCAGAUGGUUAAGGCAACCAACACCAAGCCCUCCAUGGUCAAUAAUCAGCUCAACUGAAAAGCUUCUCAAGCAAACUCAAAAGUCUUCCACUCUUUAGUUUUCUUGAGACUCUAACUCUUUUCCACUUUCCAAACCUCACCAAGAAAACUCCCAUUGUCUGUUCAAACAAACUGAUUAAGAUUAAGCCCAUGAAUAAUUGUCUAAACAUCAAAACUUAGCUUCAACACUCAACUGGGUUAUUGGUAAUGUUGGUUUAUCUUCCUUCUUUUUUUUCUUUUUUCAGUUCAAAGGUAUCAAACUAUUACAACAACACAUUCAUUCUCUCAGUUUUGUUUCACUAUCUCCCAUGGAGUUACCAACUAAGCACCCGGCUUUUGGUGGCCGGAAAACUUCAUACUCAAUGGAAACCCGAAACCUUUCAUACAAACUGAGAACCCUUUUUGAUGACAUGAAAUGGGAUUGUUUUGGUUUUAAUAGAAAGACAGUUCCAAAGUUGAUUUUGAAGAGCAUAAAUUGUGAAGCAAAGGGAGGGGAACUCACUGCCAUUGCUGGUCCUAGUGGGGCGGGGAAAACCACACUGCUCGAGGCUCUUGCUGGGAAGAUAUUGCCUAGUGAAGUUUCUGGUCAAGUUCUUGUUAAUGAUAAGCCUAUGGUGAUAAGAAGUUUCAAGAGAAUAUCAGCUUAUGUCAAACAAGUUGAUACUCUAUUCCCUUUACUUACAGUUGAAGAAACACUCAUGUAUAGCGCUCUUCUAAGGCGGUCUGGUAACCGAAAAGAGGCUGCAGCUAGAGUCAGACAGUUGCUGAGUGAGCUGGGGUUGGAUCAUGUUGCAGCUUCAACGAUUGCUGGAGGAUCGAACAACGCCAUUUCAGGUGGCGAAAGGAGGAGAGUUUCGAUUGGAGUUGAUCUAGUUCAUGACCCUGCUGUGGUUUUCAUUGAUGAACCAACUUCGGGUUUGGACUCAGCUUCUGCACUCCAUGUAGUUUCAUUGCUCAAAUCCAUGGUGGUUAAUCAAGGUAAGACAGUUAUUCUAACAAUACAUCAACCUGGUUUUAGAAUUCUCGAGCUCUUUGAUCGAAUUAUACUUCUCUCAAAUGGGAAUAUAGCUCAUAAUGGACCGAUGAAUCUUCUUGAAGAAAGACUUAAUUUUGGCUGCAAUCGAAAAGUUCCUAAACAUGUCAAUGUCCUAGAAUUCGCAGUUGAUGUUGUUGAGAGCUUGGUCACACAAACUUCAGAAACUUAUUCUAGCCAACAAAAUAAUGAUCAAGAUUCAAGAAACCGGCUUCAAACUAGCAAUGGUGGUGAGGAAGAGUCUCUUUCCUACACGAAUUCUCAAAUCGAGGAAGUCAUAAUACUAGGACAAAGAUUUUGCAGAAACAUAUUCAGAACAAAGCAACUCUUUGCUACAAGAGUUGUACAAGCAGUGGUAGCUGGUUUAAUACUUGGAACCAUAUUCCUAAACGUUGGAAGUAAACAAGGAAAAAUAGUUCUACAAACCAAAACAGGUUUUUUCGCCUUCAGCCUCACUUUCUUGCUAUCUUCUUCAACAGAAGGCUUGCCAAUCUUCUUGAAUGAGAGAAGAAUUCUAAUGAGUGAGACAGAAAGAGGAGCUUAUAGAGUUUCCUCCUAUGUCAUGGCAAACUUCCUAGUGUUUCUCCCUUUUCUUCUAAUGGUUGGCUUUCUCUACGCCACACCGGUCUACUUUUUAGUCGGGCUAAGGAGAGAAAUCGACGGUUUUCUUUACUUCUCUCUUGUGGUUUGGAUGGUUCUCUUGAUGUCAAAUUCCUUUGUGGCAUGUUUCAGUGCUCUGGUUCCCAAUUUCAUCAUGGGGAACUCAUUCAUUGCAGGCUUAAUGGGAUCUUUCUUUCUCUUCUCUGGGUAUUUUAUAUCAAAGGAUAGGUUGCCUGAUUACUGGGUUUUCAUGCACUAUUUGAGUCUAUUCAAGUACCCUUUUGAGUGUUUUUUGAUAAAUGAGUAUGGAGGGGAGAAAGAGAGUAAAAGGUGCUUAGAAACUGAUGGAGGAAGAGGAUGCAAUCUGUAUGGAGAUGGGUUCUUGAGACAGCAGGGUUUGAAGGAGUCUCAAAAAUGGAGUAAUCUAGCUGUGAUGUUGGGUUUCAUUGUUGGGUACAGAGUGCUUUGUUUUUUGAUUUUGUGGUAUAAAUGUUACAGGACUAGAAACUAGUUACCUUGCUAAUACUUCUUAUUUUCUUUCUUCUGGUCUAGAGGAUAUAUAUGUAUACAUAGUCUUUCUUUUA